Molecule: messenger RNA, 5473 nt
Organism: Epinephelus fuscoguttatus (brown-marbled grouper)
Lineage: Eukaryota; Metazoa; Chordata; Actinopteri; Perciformes; Serranidae
Gene: bltp3b
Product: UHRF1 binding protein 1-like
Exons: 24
Coding region: 357-4736 (1459 amino acids)
Source: RefSeq, a predicted model, not a curated record
CGUGACAACAGACGCCGCUCGGCGGACGCGCUGUCCAGGUGUUCAGUGUAUGAUAUUGCAGAGAUCUGGACCGUUUUGAAGCUUUAUCAGUGUAUCUGCAUGACAUGGCCUAACGUGAUAUGCCUUGUCCACGAGCCCCGGCUUUCACUCGGACGCCUGAGAUGCCGACUCUCCGCCCUCAGUCCCUCUUUUCUCUGAGAAAUGAAGCGGGAACCCCGUUAAAAUGAAGACCGACACGGGGAUGAGAAUUUGAGCCGUGUGUGUGUUUAUACCUCGAAGUGGGAGAAGCUAGCGGUUAGGCUAGCCACCUAGCUCAGACACCCGGCGGCGGCUCGGAUAUCGGGAUUUGCGCCGCCAUGGCUGGGCUCAUCAAGAAGCAGAUCCUGAAGCAUCUCUCCAGGUUUGCUAAGAACUUGUCGCCAGACAAGAUCAACCUGAGCACGCUGAAGGGGGAGGGCCAGCUGACCAACCUGGAGCUGGAUGAGGAGGUUCUGCAGAGCCUGCUGGACUUGCCCACCUGGCUGGCCAUCAACCGUGUGGAGUGCAACAAAGCCGCCAUCAGGAUACCAUGGACAAAGUUAAAGACCCACCCGAUCUCUUUGACCCUGGAUAAAGUGGUGAUGGAGAUGAGUACCUGUGAUGAGCCCCGCCCCCCGAAUGGCCCGUCUCCCAUAGCAACAGCAUCAGGACAAAGUGAAUACGGCUUUGCUGAGAAGGUGGUAGAAGGCAUGUCGCUGUCCAUCAACUCCAUCGUCAUCAGGAUCAGUGCCAAGGCCUUUAACGCCUCCUUUGAGCUCUCCCAGCUGCAGGUUUACAGCGUCAACACCAGCUGGAGCAUCAGUGACCUGCGAUUCACCCGCAUCCAGGACCCCCAGAGGGGAGAGAUCCUGACUUUCAAGGAGAUCAGCUGGCAGAUGAUCCGAAUCGAGGCUGACGCUAUCCAGAGCGCCGAGCAUGAGAUGCUGAGCGCCCCUAUUCGCCUCAUCACCAAUCAGUCCAAGAUCCGAGUCACUCUCAAGAGACGGAUUAAGGACUGUAACGUGGUGGCCUCCAAGCUGAUUCUGAUCCUGGACGACCUGCUCUGGGUGCUGACCGACUCCCAGCUCAAAGCCAUGGUGCAGUAUGCCAAGUCUCUCAGCGAGGCCAUGGAGAAGUCUGCCCAGCAGAGGAAGAGCAUGGCCACAGAGGACCAGGUGUCGUCAGCGCCGCCCUCGGCUCAACAGGUGCGCACCCAGCAGGCGUCCACAGCAGCUGACCAGAGUGCAACCAUGGCGAAGCUGUUCAGCGCCUACGACGUAUGUGAGACGUCCCACCACCUCCAGAUCACACACCUGGACCUGCACAUCUGUGAUGACAUCCAUGCUAAGGACAAAGUGAUCAAUAAGAGGGUAACGGGUGGAGCCAUGCAGCUCUCCUUCAGCUCCAUCACUCUGGACUACUACCCUUUCCACAGAGCAGGUGACAGUUGUGUCCACUGGAUGCACUACAGCGAGGCCACCAAGACCAGAGAGGGCUGGGCACGAAAUCUGCUCGACGAGUUCAAGUCCAACGUGGAGAUGCUGAAGGGCGCAGUCCGAGACCAGCACGGUCCGCCCCCUGCACACAGCUCCCCACCACACGGUAAGAUUAACACCUCUUCCAGCGCUUCCUUCAGUCCUCCUCCCCCUCAAAGCCCCAAGACGCAGCUCAUGUCCAGCUCUGUUGUUCUCAGGAUGGCUGACUUCAGCAUCUACCAGGUGUCAACAGCAGACCAGCGUCGCUCCAGCCCCAAGACCAUGAUCUCCUGCAAUAAGAAGUCUUUGUACCUUCCCCCAGAGAUGCCAGCUAUUCAUGUCGAGUUUACAGAGUACUACUUCCCCGAUGGAAAAGACUACCCUAUCCCAUGUCCUAACCUGUAUGCCCAGCUGAACGCCCUGCAGCUGGUUCUGGAUCCUCGCAGCCUGGUGUGGAUCAACCUUUUCGCCCUCGACCUCAGGCAGAGUCUGGAGCAGUUCAUGGAGAUCUACAAGCUCAGCGACUCGCAGAAACCCGAAGAGCAUGUUGACAUCAAGGUCGAUGGCCUCAUGCUCAAGCUGGUGAUUCCCACGGAUCGGGACGCCUCCUGUCCCGCUGAUCUGCCUCGCUCCAUCUCAGUGCAGACCUCCGAAAUGGUUGCCACAAACACCAGGCACCCAGCUAACUGCACCCGCUCCCACCUCGAAGCCGUGCUGCAGGCCUUUGAGGAGGAACCCUUCUUCUCCCCCCGUUUCUCCUCGUUCCCUCGCUCCUCCUCCUCAUUACCCCUCCUCCAUCCCGUCUUCCAGCGCCACGCUCACGAACAAGACACCAAGCUCCACGACAUCUACAAGGGCCUGGUGGUGCCGACGUUGGGCACGGACGCCCUCAAGAUGCCGGCCGCCACAGACUUUUGGGCAUUACACUUUGCACAGUUCUGGGUGGACUAUGAAGGCACCCGUGGAGGCAAAGGGCGGCCACAGCCCUUUGUGGACUCGUUCCCACUCACUGUGUGGGCAUGUCAGCCCGCCAAGAUUGUCCUGCACCAGGAGAAGCUCAGAAGCGGUGCUGGAUCAGGUUUGUCCAGGAGCACAUCUGGAGAGGCUGUCGCACGUCUGCAGAGGAAACGAUUAUUAAAGGAGUUUUACAGUGCUGAUGGCGUAUCGACGUCAGCACACAAUGCAACACUGCCUCCCAGUAACGGACUCCAUAAACCCCUCUCAUUGGACAGUCUGCCUUCCUCCUCCUCGUCUUUGUCAUCAUCUAGUAAAGAUGCAGAUGUGCAUGUACUGGUGCAAGUGCAGAAGCAUUUAAGUGCUCAGGUGAGCCACCGGCAGUUUGUGUUCCUCAUGCAUCUUCAGCGCAGCAUCAAAGCCCUGCAGCAGACACUACAGCAGGAUCUGGAGGAGAUGGGCUCCAAGAAAGAUCGCAAAGAUCCCUCUCAGCUCUCCGCAGACCACCAGCCUUUCACUCUCUGCCUGGGCCUCCUUCUGAAAAGCGCAGAGGUGUCCCUGCUCCUGAAGCCCGUCCCCCAGCCUGAGGGCUCAAGAUCUCCCCUGGGGUCCGAGCUUUCCCCCUCAGAGAGCCGAGGAACUCUGGAGCCCGGGAGCGAUGCAGGAGAGGGGGUGGAGAAGGGGAGUGAAGGAGCUGGAUCUGGGUCUGAAGGAGGAGCAGCCAAAGGGGCGUGCACUGUAGACCAGCUGUUAUGUGGUGAAGGCUCAGAGGGCGGAGCCUCACACGGUCCCGCCCCUCUCGUCCCCAACUCUACUCCAACUCCACGUCCUGACUCAAAUCACAAAGCCUCACUGGAUGAGAGGACUUCAGCUAAGAACUCUGGGAGACGGAGUUCAGAUGAAGGAGGCGAGGUGUUAGUGGAUGGGUUGGCUGGAGGGGAGGAUGUGGGAGCCGGACAAGACUCUCAGACCCAGAUGGGUGACCCCCUGUCUGACUGGAGCGACAAAGACAAGGCUGCAUCCGCCAAGAUGCCUCAGUCAAUAUCCAGGAAAGGAAGUUUGUCUGUGGUUUCUGAUCUCCUCAGCUCCUCAAACUCCAGCAGAUCCACCUCCCUUUAUUCCAUGUCCAACAUUGGUCGUUUGAUGCGGGACCGCUCCCAGUCCAGUUUCUCAGUGUCCUAUAAGAACAUGAAGAAGAGCCCGUCUCUGCAGUCGCUGGACAACAUCUCCAUAGACAGCUACCUGAUGGAGGACGGAGACACGUACAGUCUGCUGGAGAGAGAUGACGUGUCCAUCUCAGGCUUCAAGGACGCCAUCAGUGAGCAGAGUGCCACUGAGAGCGCCACCGAGGCAGUGACUGCUCAGGAGCAGGAGGGAGGCGCAUCCCCCGACACCGUCAGUGCUACCUCCCAGAGCAUCGACGAUCCCACCAAAGAUAUAGUGUCGGUGCUGGUGCUGAAGGUGCAGUCGGUGUGUGUGGGCAUGGAGGUGGUGGGCGAGAGCGCGGCUGUGGCUCUGGAGGUGGGCCGGGUCACACCCAGCCAGCUGGGCAACGUCAGCCUGAGACAGUACCUCAGCAACCGCAGCCUGGGUAUGGUGUGUUCAGUACCAAUACCUGCUCAAAGCAGCCAAGCCGGUGGUGAGAUCAACUCUGCACCUGUCGGGUGCCUCCACAGUCCAGAGGUGCGCGCUCGCCUGGAGAGCGGGCCCUGUGCCGCCGCUCACUCCCCGCUGGCUGAGCGCAAUGGCUUCCUGCAGCUGCGUCUCCACGGAUACCAGGCCAGCUUCUUGAUGUCCACGCUGCGUAACCUGGCUCUCUUCCUGGAGGAUGACUCUGCGCCGCAGGUGCUGCCCAUGGAGAUCAGCAUCAGGGACACACACGUCAACUUAAAGGACGACGGUACCCGUGACAAUCCCUCCGACUCAGAGCCCUCGCCGAUCACCCUGCAUGUGGACAGCCUCGUCAUACACAGAAGAGACGACGGCGCCUUCUCUAUAGGAGUGGACACCGCAGCAGAGACCAACCCCAGGAAAGAGGGUGGGUUGAUUGACAGCGCUCUGACGCCGGUUGCUGAGGUUGUUGGCGGCGUCUGUGGCGUACCAAAGGCAACACAGACCCAAGCCCCGCCCACCAGCCCUCCUCCAUCGAGCAGAGAAAAGAUGCUGAUGGAGGAAAACGAAUGUUUAAAAUUGGAGCUGUCGCGAGCCAAGAUGGCGCUGGCUGAAGCUCAGAUGGAGAAGGACUCGCUGCUGCACCGCAUGAAGAGCCUCAAAGUCAACACCAGCUAGACCUGACUCUCUCUCCACACCCAGUCGGUCAGGAUGGGUCAGCGAAAUAAUCAAAGGCAACAUCAACAAGCAAAGAAAAAGAGGGAUAUCUUGACUAAAACGGCUCCUUUACACGCUUAUCUGUUGAGUGAGCCACCACGUGACUUUAGACUUCAAAAUAAUUCCCUCAUAAAGCAAUGCAGAGUCUGUGCGAAGACUCAAAAAUACAUGUUUUUACACGCUUGUCGUCUGUUUUACGUUCUCCACUUUGGACUGUGGAGACUUAGAGAAGGGAGAAAUGACAUUUAAUGGGACUAAAUUUGUGUUUGUGUGUGUGUUUGUGUGUGUGGAAGAAAGAGGAUAAGGAUCUAUAUCCAUGGUUGUGCCUACAGAAAACCCUUCCCACACUAUUCCUGUUGUGCAAGUGAAUACCGAAAAGAAUCACAGCUAACCUUAGAUGAGCUUCAUUCAGUCCUGUGCGUAUGAAGGAGCGCUGAAUGUCGAAUCUUCAGAGGAAUGUCUUAAAAAAAAAAAAAAAAACCCGACUUAUUUUGCACUGCACAGAAAUUAAACUUUAGUGCUUUCAUAAUCAGAGGGGACGAGACAGAUCACACUCUCACUCAUCCUCUGAGUGUGUACAGUGUAUAUUGUAUAAGAAUGUGAACACACGACUAUUUUCUUCAGAAUUUUGAAUGGAUAUAUGCAGUGUUUCGUGUGUGUGUGUGUGUGUGUGUGUGUGUGUGUGUGUGUGUGUUUGU